This is a messenger RNA of Rhizophagus irregularis DAOM 181602=DAOM 197198, 1011 nucleotides long. RefSeq lists its product as uncharacterized. Gene Ontology annotation, molecular function: protein binding. Lineage: Eukaryota; Fungi; Glomeromycota; Glomeromycetes; Glomerales; Glomeraceae. The record is from RefSeq and is a predicted model, not a curated record.
AUGACUUCUGUUACUCUUGCGAAUGAUGAAAAGGCAUUGCAAAAAUAUCGGGAUGCUGCUAAAAAAACUAAUGACCCAAAUGUUCAAGUUGAUUAUGCUAAAUUUCUUAUUAAUAUGAUAGAAUGUCAGGAUACAUCUUACGGGAAUAAAAACACAGAACAAGAAAAAUAUAAUAAAUUGGUUGAAGAAGCAUCUUAUUGGAUUAAUUUAUUGGCGAAGAAAGAUAAUGCUGAAGCUAUGUAUAUAAAGGGUACCUGGUAUGAAUAUGGUAAAUUUGGCAAGGAGAUUAAACUUGAUAAAGCUUUUAGAUUAUAUUUAUCUUCUUCUAAACAUGAUAAUUCAAAAGCAAUUUAUAAAGUUGCUGAACACUAUGAAAAGAAUAAAGAUACUAGGCGAGCAUUACAAUUCUAUAAGAAGGCUGCUUCACAAGGAGAUGUAUCUGCUUUAUACCGACUUUCUCUAGUUUAUUUGCUCGGUGAAUUAAAAACGGAACCUGAAUAUAGUCAAGCUUUGAUAUAUUUGAAAUCAGCUGCAGCAAAAGCAAAUGAGGAAUGUCCCGAUGGUGCUUAUGUAUAUGGAAUGAUAUUAGCUAAAGAGUGGGAUGUUUUAAUACCAGAUCAAGUUGUCGCACCAGAUGAUCGGGAAGCUAAGGAGUACAUUCAAAAAGCUGCUAAUUUAGGUCACAUUAAGGCAUUGUACAAAAUGGGUCAUUGUUAUGAGUAUGCUAAUUUAGGAUGUCAAUUUGAUCCAAUAUUUUCUGUUUCAUAUUAUAAACGAGCAGCAGAAAAGGGUGAUGCUGAAGCAGAUAUGGCAUUAAGUAAAUGGUAUUUAUGUGGCGCUGAAGGUUACUUUGAUCAAAAUGAAGCAUUAGCAUACGAACAUGCUGAGAGAGCUGCAAAUAAAGGUUUAGCUGCAGCAGAAUUUGCUAUGGGUUAUUUCCAUGAAGUUGGAAUUCACGUACCUGUUAAUUUCACGCAAGCUAACAUUUGGUACAUGAAGGUAAGAAAAUAA